CUUAUUUAAUUAAACCAAAUUUCUUUAGCUUCGUUGUUCUAUCUGUCCUUUGUUGUAUAUUUUGAAAGCUGAUAAUCUGCUGAACGUCAUAUAUAAAAAACACUUAUAUAUGAUACUAUUAUACCAUUAGCAAAACCUCACUUUAUUUAUUCAUUGUUUAUAUCCAAUCACCAAAGCUGGAAACAGCGUAUAAAAAUAUAUAUCACAACUCAAUUGUCUGACAAAAAUAACAACAACUUUGAACAGUUUCAAAAGUAUGCACAAGAUAUCAGAAGUGCUGGAAGAAAUAUCACUUAUUGAAAAAGAGAUAUUAGAAAAUGACGCAAGCAAAAAAAUACAGCAGGUGAAUGAAUUCCUGGACAGAGUGGUAGCAGAAAACAUUAAAGUCGAAAUACAAGCUAUGCACGACGAAGUUGAAGAAAUUGAAAGAGAAUUAGAUAGAAUAAAAAGGCAAGAGGAUGACUUAACACGGCAAAUUGAUGAGAUAGAAGAGAAUCGGAGACGAACAGAGGAAGAAUUAAAUAGGCUAGAGCAUACUAUCCAUUUAGAACAAAGCAAGUUGGAUAUGUUAAUCAAUGAUAAGCAAGGGCUAGAAGAAGAGAUCCAAGAUUUAGAGAAGGAAAUCAGAGCAGAAGAGGAACUGCCAGAAGCAGUCGAUCUAGAAUUGGUUUUAUUAAGAAAUUUUGGGAUAAGAGUGAACUACGAUUACCAAAAAACCCGUGUAGAGAGUAUCACUAUGUGCUCCCACAAUCAUCAAGACAUACGUACUGUGCCUUAUAAACCCAAUCGUCCCACGCGCGCAACUGAGGCUGCAUGGAAUUUUAUCUCUCAAGCACUCGAAAAUACCACAGAAGGAAAUGAUAAAUGGUGACAGUGAAGAAAUGAAGAUUACAUCAAUUCAACUAUACUUUUUACACAUACAUCGAUAAUUUGUACAGUUUGCUUACAUAACCAAAAUUUAUACAUUUAAUAUUUAUUCAUUUUUGCCAUUAGAAUGUUUAUAUGAUCAGCCUCACUCACUAAUCACAUACUUCAGCGCAUACG
Messenger RNA from Mycotypha africana, 1044 nucleotides. RefSeq lists its product as uncharacterized. The transcript has 4 exons. The coding region runs from base 257 to 871 and encodes 204 amino acids. The record is from RefSeq and is a predicted model, not a curated record. NCBI's taxonomy places the organism in Eukaryota, Fungi, Mucoromycota, Mucoromycetes, Mucorales, Mycotyphaceae.